UGGCAGUCCACUGGGUAAGCCAUGGGAAGCAGAUGUUUGUCAUCAAGUCCACUGGCUUCUAUGACAGGAGGUUUCUGCAAUUAUUAGUAAGGAGCUAGUUAUUCAGACUAGAACUAGCCUACUGCAAAAUAAACUAUAUUGUUUGGUUUAGGGACAACUGUCCCCAGCACUGAACCACAGAGUUUACUAUCUUAUUCAACCCCCACUUUUCUUUCUAGAAAUUCUACAUCCUGCUUACCCAGUUGCGGUCUUUAUGACAUCUGUGAAUGUGUUUGUCGGUAAGUGUGUGUAGAUAUUUCCAUUGAUGUACAGAAAUGUUCAAAUUUCAAUAUGUGACAGGGAUUACAAUGACAGCACUCCAAUACAAGCGCUGGCACUUUUGAUCCAUGUUUUUGGAGAAACAUGGUAAAUGAGAAAUUAAACUGAAUAUAUGAUUCUGUUUUUUAAGGUGAGGCUGAGCUGGCUGAGAUUCCUGAGGACUAGCCUGAGCAUUGGGAGUAUUACAAGGUACUAUGAGCCCUUUGUUGUCACAGUUGUUUUCUCUUAUCACAAUCCAUGUCUUAUUUGGAAAAAGUGACUAAUCAUUUUAUCAGAAAAUUAAAUGGCAAUCAUCUAUAACCCUAAACAAAGUUAUUCACAUUGGUGAUCCUCUGGAGGUUGCUUACAAUCAGACUUGGGCAAAGUAGAUUUUGAGUCCUAUUGUUGUCCCUAUAUUUGCAGCAUCCUAUCACGAGGUGGAUCUCACGGACCUUCUAUGACUCCCCAGUGAAAGACUAUGAGAAAAUGAUGGCUCUGAUUCAGAUUGAGUCUGAGAAGGGCGAGAUGAGGUGAGAGUCACACAGUGAACAUUGUGCCAACAACAAGUCAGUCUAUAGGGAGGAGGUACGUGAACUGGCGUUCUGGUGCCAGGACAACAACCUCUCCCUCAACGUCAGUAAAACAAAGGAGUUGAUUGUUGACUUCAGGAAGCAGAGAAGGGAACAUGCCCCGGUCCACAUCAACAGGACUGCAGUAGAGAGUCUGCAGUUUUAAGUUCCUCGCCGUCCACAUCACAGACGACUUGACCUGGACCAACAACACCACAACUUUUGUUAAGAGGCCACAACAGCGUCUCUACGUUCUAAGGUGGAUGAAGAAAUUCGGCAUGCUACCCCGAGUCCUUUCCAAAUACUACCGCUGCAUCAUUGAGAGCAUCCUGACCGGUUGCAUCACAUCCUGGUAUGGGAAUUGCUCUGUCCAUGACCGCAAGGCCCUCCAGCGGGUGGUAAAGACAGCCCACUACAUCACUGAGACUGUGCUCCCACCCAUCCAGGAUAUCUACUCGAAACGGUGCCUGAAGAAGGCCUGCAGCAUCAUCAAGGACCCCACACACCCCAGCCACGAGCUGUUCACUCCCUUACCGUCGGGUAGAUCAGAGCAUGAGGUCUGAUACCAACAGGCUCAGCAGAGACAGUUUCUGUCGACAUCAGACUGCUGAACACUUGAACUGGACUGACCACCUGCACUGACACUCUGCACCUUAGCACACAUGCACUCACUCACACACACACUCACACAGAUAUACACUCAUCCACACACACACACACAUAUACAUUAAUGCUACACACACAUCACAACUGCUGCUACCAGAUUAUUAUUAUUAUUAUUAUUAUUAUUAUUAUUAUUAUUAUUAUUAUUAUGGCUAAAUACUGCACAAUUUAAACACUUGCCCCACAAUCCCCCCCCUCCCCAGAACACAUGUAUUGGCCUAUAAAUUGUGCCUUCUCAGUAUUAUACUUUAUGCUCAAAUGUUUAUUCUACUGAGCCAUUUACUUUAUGUUCAUAUUCUUAUGUUUUAUUAUUUCUUAUUAUUGUUGCAUUGUCGAGAAGGAACCUGCAUGUAUGCAUUUGAUUGAUUGGACGGUGUAUACCGUGUGUAUCCUGUACAUAUGACAAAUACAAACUUUACUUGCAUUCCUUCUUUUUUGUGUGAGCAAAACAGAAGGAACAUUUGAAAGUAAACAGACAAUGUCGACAAUAUAAAUCUUUAAUCUGUACACAUUAAUUUUCAACAAAUCCUAUGUUUUUGUAUCUGCAGACUGCAACAGCUAGAGGUGUGUACGCAGAUGAGAACGAAGGGAGAUGGACCCUGGUUCAAGAUUGAGACACUGGACAAGAAUCUGGUCGACUACGGCAUUAAAUCAACGCCUGACAAU
Molecule: messenger RNA, 2195 nt
Organism: Coregonus sp. 'balchen'
Lineage: Eukaryota; Metazoa; Chordata; Actinopteri; Salmoniformes; Salmonidae
Source: the annotation of a GenBank genome assembly